This is a messenger RNA of Vigna umbellata (rice bean), 1052 nucleotides long. RefSeq names its product Putative cap-binding protein (gene NCBP). Gene Ontology annotation, biological process: translational initiation. Gene Ontology annotation, cellular component: eukaryotic translation initiation factor 4F complex; cytoplasm. NCBI's taxonomy places the organism in Eukaryota, Viridiplantae, Streptophyta, Magnoliopsida, Fabales, Fabaceae. Gene Ontology annotation, molecular function: translation initiation factor activity; RNA 7-methylguanosine cap binding. The record is from RefSeq and is a predicted model, not a curated record.
CAACCGAAGUUCAUUUAUCUGAUCUCAGAACCUCAACGUUGAACACAGAAAGGGGAAAAGGGGAUUAGGGUUUGGGAAGCAGCGUACGAUUAUGGAUUUCACAGCGGAGAAGAAGGAAUCAGAGAACAACAGCGCCAAUAACCCCGAAAACGCUCAUCAAACGUUAGAUUCUUCUUCUCAAUUGGCGUCGGCACUUGAUUCAAGCAACAAAGAAACCGAAGAACGACAAUCUCGUGAACUCAAAGCUGGUCUUCACCCUCUGAAGAACAAAUUUGUCUUCUGGUACACUCGUCGAACACCUGGAGUUCGAAACCAGACCUCAUAUGAGGACAACAUAAAGAAAAUUGUUGAAUUUAGUACGGUUGAAGGAUUUUGGGUCUGCUAUUGCCAUCUUGCCCGGCCUGCUUCUUUGCCUAGUCCCACAGAUUUGCACCUUUUCAAGGAAGGAAUUCGCCCUUUAUGGGAGGACUCUGCUAACUGCAAUGGUGGUAAAUGGAUUAUACGAUUCAAAAAGGUUGUCUCGGGUCGUUUUUGGGAGGACCUGGUUCUUGCCUUAGUGGGUGACCAAUUGGAUUAUGGGGAUAACAUAUGCGGUGCAGUACUAAGUAUUCGUUUCAAUGAGGAUAUAUUGAGUGUCUGGAAUCGCAAUGCUUCUGACCAUCAGGCUGUAAUGGCCCUGAGAGAUUCAAUUAAACGUCACUUGAAGCUUCCUCACAGCUAUGUUAUGGAGUACAAACCCCAUGACGCCUCUCUGCGAGACAAUUCAUCCUACAGGAACACUUGGUUGAGAGGGUAGAUAGAUGUAGAACCGUGUUCUCGCCAGAAUCCCUGCAGUGGAAGCUAUAUUGCAUACUCUUGCAGGCUUCCAUUCAGCCAGUGAAAUCAUUGACUAAUGGUGGUUGUUCCAGGACUGGUUUCUGUCUUUUGAAUUCAAUGUACGACAACUACAUCGCUACUUUAAUAGAGUUUCAUUUGGUUACUUGGGGUUAACUCUAAUUCUGUGCAAUGUGUCUCCUAGUUUCUGUAAAUAAACUUGUUUGUGUUGCUUUUCA